AUGACUAAUCCUUAUAUAGAACUUGCUAACCAUUAUAAAAAUAGAAUACAAGAAGAUGCGUAUCGACAAAAUCGCAAUCACAAACAACUUGGAAACCUCAGGUUUAACCCCAAAAUCAAUAUUGAUACAGUACUCGCUGGGAAAGAUGAAGAUGAUCGAUUAGGAUGCUGUAUUGUUGCACGCCCCACUGAAAAUGUUAAAUCACUUAUAUCUUCAAUUCAAGAUAAGCUACUGGAAUCUGUGUCAAAUUCCUCGGCAUUAUGGCACACUCCAAGCGAGUACUUGCAUAUGACGGUGUUGGAGAUUGACAACUCUUCUACCAAAAACAGAAUAAAGGAAAUCAAUAAUAUUCUUCUGCCACAUAUUGAUCGACUAAUGACUAUUACUGAAAAUGGACCGGAACUUGACAAUCCAUUGAUCUGCUUUGAUGCGAACGCAAUUGCAUUAAGCUUCACAUCCGUUGAUAGAAGUCACAUUAAAUAUAGACUGGAAUUGUACGACUCAAUAGCCUCCUGUGGUAUAGACAUACGGCCACGCUACCAUACACCUUCUGCGCAUAUUACCAUAACAAGAUUUGUAGAAGAUCUCUGUGCGGAAGACUUGAUGAUCUUGUUAGAUCGAAUAAAAACAAUAAAUAGCUCCAUUGUCAAUACAAGAUGGAAGGUUUCCAAUUGUGAGUUCAAUUAUGGUUUCAUAUGGUAUGGUCAACAACUGCAACAUGUAUAG
Debaryomyces fabryi is the source of this 726-nucleotide messenger RNA. RefSeq lists its product as uncharacterized. The record is from RefSeq and is a predicted model, not a curated record. The transcript has a single exon. The coding region runs from base 1 to 726 and encodes 241 amino acids. Lineage: Eukaryota; Fungi; Ascomycota; Pichiomycetes; Serinales; Debaryomycetaceae.